Messenger RNA from Microcebus murinus (gray mouse lemur), 1210 nucleotides. RefSeq names its product translocase of inner mitochondrial membrane 21 (gene TIMM21). Gene Ontology annotation, biological process: protein import into mitochondrial matrix. The record is from RefSeq and is a predicted model, not a curated record. NCBI's taxonomy places the organism in Eukaryota, Metazoa, Chordata, Mammalia, Primates, Cheirogaleidae. Gene Ontology annotation, cellular component: TIM23 mitochondrial import inner membrane translocase complex.
AGGCCCUUCUGCUCUCCCCAGCGCGGCAACUCAGUCAGGAGCUAGGUCAUCAAACUACUAUUCCCAGGCCACCUCAAGGGUUCCCAGGGUACUUUGCGAAGGCAUGGCGGGGAGAAUGUGAAUGUCAGCGUAGAAGGUACUCAAAGAGCAUUUUAGUUUAAGUGGGAAGAGGAGAGAGGGGAAGGUAGACGUCAGCUUCCCUGAGGAGACUUUUCGUCUUAAUGUACGAUAUCGGAGCUAACAUUUUUACCUAAUACGCUGCGUAAUGUGAGUGUAUUGACUUGUGAACCUGUCCGCUGGGUGUGUAGUGUGAUUGUGAAGCUUUGCUGGUUGUAGUUGACAUCGUCCCUCAGCGGAGCAGUUUCCUAUGAACAUGAUUUGUACCUUUCUCCGAGCUGUACAGUAUACGGAGAAGCUGCACAAGUCCUCAGGAAGGCGACUGUUUUUGCCAUACUUUGUGCUUAACAAGGCUUGCUUGAAGACUGAGUCCAAUUUGAGAUGGGGGCUUCAAGAGCAGAAGAAAACCGUGCAACCUAGAUGUGUUCUUGGAGUCACCCAGAAAAACAUCUGGACUCAGGGACCGAGGCCCUGGAAAGCAAAGGAGGAGGAUAGUAGCAAACAAGUGUCUGUACAAAGAAGUCAGAGAGAGGAAACUGCUGUCUCAACGUCACAGAAAGUGAAAGAAGCAGGAAGAGAUUUUACCUAUUUAAUAGUGGUGCUUAUUGGAAUCGGCAUUACAGGUGGCUUGUUUUACACAGUUUUCAAAGAACUUUUUUCUUCCUUCAGUCCUAAUAAGAUAUAUGGGAAAGCCUUAGAAAAAUGCAGAACACAUCCCGAGGUGAUCAGCGUCUUCGGUGAGUCCAUUAAAGGCUACGGGGAGGUGACCAGGCGAGGCCGGAGACAGCACGUCAGUUGUGUUGAAUAUGAGAAAGAUGGGCUAAGACACUCGCGUGUGAAGUUCUACAUUGAAGGCUCUGAGCCCAGGAAGCAGGGAACGGUGCACGUGGAAGUGAAAGAGAACCCAAAAAGCGGUGAAUGUGAUAUUCGAUACAUAUUUGUAGAAGUUGAAUCCUACCCUAGAAGAACUAUUGUCGUUGAAGAUAAUCGAUUCCAAGAAAACUAAAAGAAGCAAGCACGCUGUUGCCGGACGGGUGUGGAUUGGUGCCAGUUCACUACUCUGAUCUUCACAGCUCUCUUCCGGAAUCUGUUC